GACUGCCUUGACUCCCCGAACAAAACUCGCUAGCUACCCGAUCCUGUCUGGCACCCAGGGUAGGAUACCCCAAAAUAACCCCAUUAGGGUCAAAGUUUGUGGGGGUAAAGUUGAGUUGGCGGGUUAGGGCGGGCAUGCCACCAGCCUGGCACGGAAUUUAACAGCGGUGGGAGCUGUCACAAGCGUGCCAGAUGGCAGAGGCAGAUACAAGUUUCCUGGACGACGAUGACUUCACUCAUGUUAUCAACGGCAUCAGAUAUCCACGGUUUGUUACCGAGGCCAAUUUAGAAGCCAUGGCGACCUUUGACAUCCGGGAUGACGACAUAGCCAUAGUGACUUUUCCGAAAACAGGGACCAACUGGAUGCUGGAAAUCGUCACCAAGAUCCUGUCAGCCGGCGGCCGGACCGACGCCUCUUCUGACGACAUGGUGGGGAAGCUGGAGUUCCAGUAUGAUGACGAGCCACGCCCUCAUCACGUGAUGCUGCAGGAAUGUGCCUCUCCCCGCGUCAUCCUCACCCACCUCACCCCGGACACGGCCCCGCCUGGGAUCGCUCAUCCUCAGAACAACGUUAAAGUUAUCGUCGUUAUGCGGAACCCCAAGGACACGGCGGUUUCUUACUUCCACUUCGGACAGAAGCUCAGGUCUCAUUUUGCCAGAAAGACGCCUCCUUCAUGGGACGAGUUCUUUCAGUUAUUCCUGGCCGGCAAGUAUACAUUUGGCUGCUACUUCGACCAUGUUCUUGGCUGGUGGCAGAAACGUGACGACCCCCACUUCUUGUUCUUAAAGUACGAAGACAUGAAGCAGGACCUUCCCAAAGCCGUAAAGACAGUGGCGGCGUUCCUUCAGGUCAAACUGGAUGACGCUUCCAUCGAGACUAUCGCGCAUGCGUGCACCUUCUCCAACAUGAAGUCCACCCUGGACAACUCACGGUACGAGGACAGGACUCUUAUGGCCCGCAAAGGUAUUGUUGGAGACUGGAAGACGAUGUUUACCGAGGAACAAAGCAGGCUGCUCGACUCGAAAUGCAAGAAAAAGCUGGAGGGAACUGGACUGCAGUUUAACUUUGAAUAGCCCAAGCCUCAGUAAAGAGUUUAGUACAUUCCCUGACAGUAAAGGGACUACACGUCAAAAGCAUGUGUACAUUCUGUGUACCUGCCAACCAUAUCAUUAAAUAAAUGUAUCUUCAUUCAAGUCA
Molecule: messenger RNA, 1197 nt
Organism: Branchiostoma floridae (Florida lancelet)
Lineage: Eukaryota; Metazoa; Chordata; Leptocardii; Amphioxiformes; Branchiostomatidae
Product: sulfotransferase 6B1-like
Exons: 7
Coding region: 192-1073 (293 amino acids)
Biological process (GO): sulfation
Cellular component (GO): cytoplasm
Molecular function (GO): sulfotransferase activity
Source: RefSeq, a predicted model, not a curated record